Molecule: messenger RNA, 1995 nt
Organism: Cheilinus undulatus (humphead wrasse)
Lineage: Eukaryota; Metazoa; Chordata; Actinopteri; Labriformes; Labridae
Gene: galnt14
Product: UDP-N-acetyl-alpha-D-galactosamine:polypeptide N-acetylgalactosaminyltransferase 14 (GalNAc-T14)
Exons: 16
Coding region: 229-1812 (527 amino acids)
Cellular component (GO): Golgi apparatus
Source: RefSeq, a predicted model, not a curated record
UUUGUUCAGUUUGGUAUGAAGCUUGGAGUCAUACUGAGUGUUGAACUGGUUUACGGCAAAAAGUCGGCAAGUUUUUGUGUAAGUUUGUUUCAAAGCUAACUAGCUGGUUACGGACCGUUUUUCUCCUCUGUGGCUAUGUAAAGAAGAAGUGGCGAGGAACACAGCAUGCUAACUCCAACAGACAUUAUGCUAACAAGGUGAAACCUGGGUUGUCAAACAUGGACGAUAAUGACGACGAGGAGGGUGAUAAAGACGGCUGUCGGACCCAGCUUCAGUUACACUAUGUCGGAUGCCGAGUGGGAGGACAUGUUGGAAGGAUUUGAUGAGCGGAGUUACCUGAACGCCCGACGCUGGAAACCCGGAGACGACCCAUACACGCUGUAUGCCUUCAACCAGAGAGAGAGCGAGCGCAUCCCCAGCAACCGCGCCCUGCGAGACACACGACACUACAGGUGCACCACUCUUCAUUACGACUCUGAUCUUCCUCCAACUUCCAUCAUCAUCACCUUCCACAAUGAGGCCAGAUCCACCCUGCUGCGCACCAUCAGGAGCGUUUUGAACAGAACUCCGGUUCAUCUCAUCCAUGAGAUCAUUCUGGUGGACGACUUCAGCGACGACGAAAGCGACUGCCAGCUUCUCAUCAAACUGCCCAAAGUCAAAUGUCUGCGCAACAACAAGAGAGAAGGUCUGAUCCGGUCUAGAGUGCGGGGAGCCGAUGCAUCAAGGGCUGGAGUCCUUACCUUCCUGGAUAGUCACUGUGAGGUGAACAAAGAUUGGCUGCCCCCCCUGCUGCAGAGGGUCAAACAGGAUCCAACCCGCGUGGUCAGCCCGGUCAUUGACAUCAUCAACAUGGACACUUUCGCCUACGUGGCGGCAUCCGCUGAUCUCCGUGGAGGUUUUGACUGGAGUCUCCAUUUCAAGUGGGAGCAGCUGGCGCCGGAGGAGAGAGCUCGACGGACCGACCCAACCCAGCCCAUCAAGACUCCCAUCAUUGCAGGCGGGCUCUUUGUGAUUGACAAAUCAUGGUUCAAUCACCUGGGCAAAUACGACACAGCCAUGGACAUCUGGGGCGGUGAAAACUUUGAGAUCUCGUUCCGGGUGUGGCAGUGUGGAGGGAGUCUGGAGAUCCUGCCCUGCAGCAGAGUGGGGCACGUCUUCAGGAAGAAACAUCCAUACAUCUUUCCUGAGGGAAACGCUAACACAUAUAUCAAAAACACACGGCGGACAGCCGAGGUGUGGAUGGACGACUUCCGUCUCUUUUAUUACUCUGCUCGUCCUGCAGCACGAGGAAAAUCCUACGGAGAUAUCCGUGGCAGAGUGGAACUCCGCAAGAAGCUCAAGUGCAAAUCCUUCAAGUGGUACUUGGACAAUGUCUACCCCGAGCUCAAGGUUCCAGAUGACUCUGAUUCUCAGUCCGGGGUGAUCAAACAGCGGCAGAACUGCCUGGAGUCCCGUAGAGUGGAGGGCCAGGAGCUGCCCGUCCUUACACUGGCCCCUUGCAUAGGAAAAGAGGGGGUCCCCGCCAUCAACCAGGAGUGGGUGUACACGCACGGACAGCAGAUCCGACAGCAGCAGCACUGCCUGUCUCUGUCCACAACCUUCCCUGCCUCCCAGGUCCUGCUGCUGCCCUGCAACAUGGCCGACGGCAAGCAGCGGUGGCAGAAGUCAGGGACUCACCUGGAGCAUCUGGUCUCUAGGUUCUGUCUGGACUCUGAGAUGGCUCUGGAUGGGAUGGACUCCUCUCGGAUGCUGGUCAUCAGUCCCUGUGAACUGAGCGCUUACACACAAAGAUGGGAGGUCCCGUUCUCCUGACCCAGAACCCCAGAAAGCUCAAGGUCAGAGAAACUCUGCUCACAGACCUUCCAUCAUGUUGACAGGACACUGACGGACAAACUACAGCUGCUGUGGACGUCAAACCUGUGACCCUGCAGUGGUGUCAGUCCUCUUCGGUUUUUCAUUUCAGAUUCCAGCAGAGUCAAACACAACUCAACUUAA